AUGACUGGAAAAGUAUGGUUCAUCACCGGCACUUCGCGCGGCCUGGGUCUGGCCCUCGCGCAGGCGGCCCUGAAGGACGGCGACUUCGUCAUCGCGACUGCCCGCAACCCAGACCAAAUCUCCCACCUCGUUGAGCAGUACGGCUCGGAACAAGUCUACCCAAUUGCCCUCGACGUCUCCAACUACAACCAAGUCAUCGCAGCCGUCCGGUCCGGCCACGAGCGCUUCGGCCGCAUCCACUACGUCGUCAACAACGCCGGCUACGCGGACAUCGCCUCAAUCGAGGACAUAACCAUCACCGACUUCCAGGCCCAGGUCAACACGAACCUCAUGGGCGUCGUCUACGUCUCCAAAGCCGUCCUCCCUAUCCUGCGCCAACAGAAAUCAGGACACAUUUUCCAGAUCUCCUCUAUCGGCGGCCGCGUCGGAAUGAACGGUCUGGCAGCAUACCAAUGCGCGAAGUUCGCCGUUGGCGGGUUCUCCGCGUGUCUCGCGCAGGAAGUCGCUCCCUUCGGCGUCAAGGUGACUGUCCUUGAGCCUGGUGGUAUCAGGACCGACUGGUCCGGCUCGUCGAUGAGGAUCCCGCCCGUCAGUGAGCCGUAUCAGUCGACAGUUGGUGCAUUCGCGAAGUUUGUGCGGGGCCAUAAUGGUUCUGAGCCCUCGCUUCCUGAGAAGAUCGCGGAGAUUGUGCUCAAGUUGACGAGCGAGGCAGAGCCGCCGCUGCGCCUUUUAGUGGGACCCGAUGCACUCAUGUAUGGCAAGAAAGCAGCGGAUGAGUUGGCGGCGUCGGAUGAGAAGUGGAAGGAGUUAAGUCUGUCGUCGACGGAGUGA
Messenger RNA from Aspergillus mulundensis, 831 nucleotides. Its product is annotated as BcBOA17 protein. NCBI's taxonomy places the organism in Eukaryota, Fungi, Ascomycota, Eurotiomycetes, Eurotiales, Aspergillaceae. The record is from RefSeq and is a predicted model, not a curated record. The transcript has a single exon. The coding region runs from base 1 to 831 and encodes 276 amino acids.